Cylindrotheca closterium is the source of this 1617-nucleotide messenger RNA. The record is from the annotation of a GenBank genome assembly. NCBI's taxonomy places the organism in Eukaryota, Bacillariophyta, Bacillariophyceae, Bacillariales, Bacillariaceae.
AUGAUGAUGCAGCAAACACUUCUCCUACUGGGGUUAUUGACAGCUACAGAGGGUUUUGGUAGCAGUUUAUCAGUUUCAACAAGAAUAGGAUCAAGGCUUACACAAACUAGUCAACAUGCCAAGGCGCCACCAGAGUUUUCAGUCGUUGGCGAAGACGACGACUACAAGCCUAGCCCGCCUCCCGAGUUUACCAUUGAAGAUGACGAUGAUUACGUUCCUUCACCGUCUGCAGUGAAGAAAAGAUCUUAUAAUCCUCCACCAGAGUUUACAGUUGAAGAUGAUGCUGAUGAUUACGUUCCUUCGCCGUCUCCAGUGAAACGUUCUCGCAGUCCUCCUUCAAAAUUUUCAGUCGAUGAUGCCGCUGCCUCAUACUCAGAGAGUACAGCACCAAGACAAAGCGUUCGCCGACCCAAACGAAAAGUUAUUCCCAGCAUGAAGGGAACGAGUUGGAUGCAAAAGAAUGCGCAAUUUUCGAAUGAUCCCGUGCCAGAAAAGAUCGAAGAGCAACCACCACGGUUCAACAGUCGUGAUUCUCCUCGUGCCGGAAGAGGGCCGCCGUCCAGAGAUGGAAGAGGACCGUUCAACUCUCGCGACUCCCCUCGUUCCGGAAGAGGACCACCCCCCAGAGAUGGAAGUAACUUUCGCCAAAAUUUCCGAGCCACUCGUGUCUUUGUGCAGGGAAUCCCACCAGGAACCUCUUGGCAAGACUUGAAGGAUCACUUCAAAAAGGCAGGAGAUGUGGUAUUUGCUUCUGUAAGUGUCGACAUGGAAACAGGGGAAUCCCGAGGGCAUGGAAUUGUACAAUUUGAAGAGCCCGAAAUGGCUGAACAGGCCAUUAAAAUCAUGCGGGACCAUCCAUUGAAUGGAUCGGAACUUUACGUGAGAGAAGAUGUUCAAGAAAACAAGAAUGGAGCAGAAAUGAAACCAAAGGGACCCACACCACCCACCAAAUGGAAAUGCGCCAACGAGGACAACGCUGCCUAUUUGGACGAAGGGGAAAUUAUGGCCAUUCGCAACUUGAUCAAGGCGAGAGACGAUGCCCGAAGACGUCGCAAGUAUGAUGUUUCAGACACUAUACGAGAUCAACUAAAAGAAACACACGGGGUCUUUAUCGAUGACCGACUGCAAAUGUGGUGGACGUCCGUUGAUGGAAGCAAGGUUCCUAAAUCGAUUCACGAGAUCAAGGGAGACGGCCGUUGGAAACUCAAACCUUGGCGUCAAAUCCCCACUACACCAGAGAAUGACGCUUGCGUCAGUGCCGAUCUUGUUUCAGGACUUUUAGACCAACGUGAUAUUGCCCGUCGUGAAAAGGACUUUCGUACGGCCGAUGCCUUGUUGGAGGAGGCCCGUACCUGCCCAGAUGGCGAUUUGAAUCUUCGCAUUCACGAUGAGAGCCGUACUUGGAGAGUCUGGACUGAAGCACCUCCUAUGUUCCCCGUGCAACAUCGUGAAGAGCGAGAUCCCCAGGAGACGCGCAUGUCGGCGGCCGAGCAGUGCAUGAGCAUUGUCGAAGAACAUGCCCCGCACAAAAUUGAUGAAAUCAAGAAUGUCUUGGAAAAGUUCAAAGGAAGAGAAUUUCAAGUCCUCAAGCGUCUGAAAAAUCAAUAUGAAACAUAA